This is a messenger RNA of Hibiscus syriacus, 916 nucleotides long. RefSeq names its product protein Mpv17-like. The transcript has 5 exons. The coding region runs from base 57 to 731 and encodes 224 amino acids. Lineage: Eukaryota; Viridiplantae; Streptophyta; Magnoliopsida; Malvales; Malvaceae. Gene Ontology annotation, cellular component: membrane; cytoplasm. The record is from RefSeq and is a predicted model, not a curated record.
UGGUUUUCCUUUUUAAACCCUUUCCCCCAAAUUUCUGGAACUGAUACUUGGUAAAAAUGGAAGCACUGGGUGGCAAUGGCGCGUUUUGGGCUUGGAAACUUCCAGUUAUAAGAAGGCCAAAAAGGCCGCCUCCUUCAAAUUCGAAGUCCUCGGACUCAACGGUGGAGCCAACUGGCGGUGGCGGUCGCCGUUUCCCGUUGAAGCAAGCUGUGACGGCCGCUUCACUCGCUCUCACGGGCGACACUAUUGCUCAACUCAAUGACCGCUGGAGAAAACGUAAGCAGCCCGUUUCUGAUUCCAGUGAUACAAUUAAGGAUAUCAUUUCAAGUGUCAUUUCACACCAUGAUUGGCUCCGUUCCUUGAGGAUGACUACAUAUGGAUUUCUUUUAUAUGGUCCUGGUUCAUUCGCAUGGUACAAGUACCUGGAUCACUGUUUGCCACACCAGACCGCGCAAAAUAUAAUGUUGAAGGUUUUACUAAACCAGAUAGUGCUUGGUCCUUGUGUGAUUGCUGUUGUCUUUGCAUGGAACAAUUUAUGGCUAGGAAAGCUCUCAGAGCUCCCUAAUAAAUAUCAGAAGGAUGCUCUUCCGACACUGUUUUAUGGAUUUCGGUUUUGGAUCCCCGUCAGCUUGUUGAAUUUUUGGGUGGUCCCUCUUCAAGCCCGUGUUGCUUUCAUGUCCACAGGAUCCAUUUUUUGGAACUUUUACUUAUCAUCAACCUUGUGCAAGUAGAUUGAGCUCACCGAUCAUGUCACGUUAGCUAAUGGCAUAUUUUUAGUUCCUGCUCUAGGUUUACUUUACUUCCCUUGAGCUUAUUUGUUACUACUAUUUAUGAUCUAAUUUGUUGUAUGUUAAUUCACUGUUGACCUAAAAUCUGUCAGAAUUCAAGCCAAAAGAAAUGAAGGGAUUGGGUUUUG